Molecule: messenger RNA, 3108 nt
Organism: Archocentrus centrarchus (flier cichlid)
Lineage: Eukaryota; Metazoa; Chordata; Actinopteri; Cichliformes; Cichlidae
Gene: ercc2
Product: excision repair cross-complementation group 2
Exons: 23
Coding region: 136-2418 (760 amino acids)
Biological process (GO): positive regulation of mitotic recombination; nucleotide-excision repair; transcription by RNA polymerase II
Cellular component (GO): nucleus
Molecular function (GO): hydrolase activity, acting on acid anhydrides, in phosphorus-containing anhydrides; DNA helicase activity; damaged DNA binding
Source: RefSeq, a predicted model, not a curated record
AAGAAUGAAGUGCAGUAGAAGCUUGUAGCUUUGCUAAUGCAGUGUCUUGUUUUGUGUCUUUUGCACAUAGUUAAAUUUGAAUGACUGUUUUAAAAUAUCAGGAGUGACGGUGAAAGAAGAGCAGCGGCUGUGAAGAUGAAGCUCAACAUUGAGGGGCUGCUGGUGUAUUUUCCCUAUGACUACAUCUACCCGGAGCAGUACUCCUACAUGCUGGAGCUGAAGAGGACGCUGGAUGCCAAGGGUCAUGGAGUCCUGGAGAUGCCGUCGGGAACGGGGAAGACCAUCUCUCUGCUGUCCCUCAUUGUGGCCUACCAGAGGGCUUUCCCUCUGGAGGUCACCAAGUUAAUUUACUGCUCCAGAACAGUUCCAGAGAUCGAGAAGGUUGUGGAGGAGCUGAGGAAGCUGAUGGAGUUUUACACCAAAGAAACAGGAGAGAGCAACAAUUUCCUCGCCCUCGCCCUUUCCUCCAGGAAGAACCUCUGCAUCCACCCUGAGGUGAGCUCUCUGCGCUUCGGUAAGGAGGUCGAUGGGAAGUGCCACAGUUUGACAGCGUCGUACAUCCGUGCACAACACCACAGCAACCCCAGCCAGCCCGUCUGUCGCUUCUAUGAGGACUUCGAUGCGGUCGGCCGACAGGUUCCUCUUCCUGCUGGCAUCUACAACCUGGACGACCUGAAGGCCUUUGGCAGGAGGAAGGGCUGGUGUCCGUACUAUCUGGCUCGCUAUUCAAUUCUGCACGCCAACAUUGUGGUGUACAGCUACCACUACCUGCUGGACCCCAAGAUAGCUGAUCUGGUGUCCAAAGAGCUGGCAAAGAAGUCUGUAGUGGUGUUUGACGAGGCUCAUAAUAUCGACAACGUGUGCAUCGACUCCAUGAGCGUAAACAUCACCAGGCGAACGCUGGACCGCUGCCAGAACAACGUGGACACUCUCCAAAACAGCAUACAGAAGAUAAAGGAGACGGACGCUGCCAAGCUGAGGGAGGAGUACAGGCGAUUGGUGGAGGGGCUGAAAGAAGCCAAUGUGGCGAGAGAAACCGACGUCUACCUCUCCAAUCCGGUGUUACCUGAUGAAGUUCUCCAAGAGGCGGUGCCCGGCUCUAUUCGUACAGCCGAGCACUUUGUGGGUUUCAUGAGGCGCUUCCUGGAGUACCUGAAGUCCCGUCUGAGGGUCCACCAUGUCGUACAGGAGAGCGCGCCGCAGUUCCUCAAAGACAUCUUCGAAAAAGUCUGCAUUGACCGCAAACCCCUCAGGUUUUGUGCAGAGCGGUUGCAGUCAUUACUGCGAACGCUGGAGAUCGCCGACAUCGCCGACUUCUCGGCCGUUACUCUCAUCUCGAACUUUGCCACGCUCGUCAGCACCUACAGCCAAGGCUUCACCAUCAUUAUCGAGCCCUUUGAAGACAAAACUCCGACCAUCGCCAACCCCGUGCUGCAUUUCAGCUGCAUGGAUCCAUCUAUAGCCAUCAAACCCGUUUUCCAAAGAUUUCAGUCAGUCGUCAUCACCUCAGGGACACUGUCCCCGCUGGACAUCUAUCCCAGAAUCCUUGACUUCCGCCCGGUUACCAUGGCGUCCUUCACCAUGACGCUGGCACGCACCUGCCUCUGCCCUCUGAUUGUUGGCAGAGGAAAUGACCAGGUGGCCCUGAGCUCCAAGUUUGAGACCAGAGAAGAUUUUGCUGUGAUCCGUAAUUACGGCAACCUGCUCCUGGAGAUGUCUGCGAUUGUUCCUGAUGGGAUCGUGGCCUUUUUCACCAGCUACAUCUACAUGGAGAACAUCGUGGCGUCCUGGUACGAACAGGGCAUCCUGGAGAAUAUCCAGAGAAACAAGCUGAUCUUCAUCGAGACUCAGGACGCUGCAGAGACCAGCAUGGCCCUGGAGAAGUACCAAGAGGCCUGUGAGAACGGCAGAGGAGCCAUCCUCCUGUCGGUGGCCAGAGGAAAAGUGUCUGAAGGCAUAGAUUUCGUGCACCAUUACGGCCGCGCGGUCAUCAUGUUUGGAGUGCCUUAUGUUUACACGCAGAGUCGCAUCCUGAAGGCUCGGCUGGAGUACCUCCGGGAUCAGUUUCAGAUCAGAGAGAACGACUUCCUGACGUUUGAUGCCAUGCGCCACGCAGCUCAGUGCGUAGGCAGAGCCAUCAGAGGCAAGACCGAUUACGGACUCAUGAUCUUUGCUGACAAGCGUUACGCUCGAGCAGACAAACGCGGGAAGCUACCUCGCUGGAUUCAGGAGCACAUCAACGACGGCAGCCUGAACCUCACCGUGGACGAGGCCGUGCAGCUUUCCAAGCACUUCCUGCGGCAGAUGGCUCAGCCUUUCAGACAGGAGGACCAGCUGGGUCUGUCUCUGCUGACUCUGGAGCAGCUGGAGUCGGACGAAAUGCUGCAGAAAAUCACUCAGAUCGCUCACCAGACCUGAAGGUGAUGCUGUUACCACAGCAACACCCAUAAAUGGAGUCUUCAGCCAUCAGUUAAAUACGGGUCCAAAACGGCAGAUGCAGCUUAAACGUACGUUAGUGUGAACCAACAAACUUCCUAAAGAUUUCCUUCAAGUGUUUUCGUCACAGUAAUGAUUUCAGACAGAGCUGCGACACACACACACACACACACACACACACACACACACUCUGCAGAGUAGACGGCUCGUAAAUGGGAGCUUUACCUUCCAGAUUUUCCUCAGACCUUUGAAUCACUGAUACGUGUUUCAGUACUUUGGAAUACUGUGCAGUACACUGCUGUGGGAAGUAUAACUGCUUGUUGUGCAGUAGUCCAACAACAGACUGACUGAACUCUAAAUGUGGGUGUUUGUCUGCAGCGUUUCCUGAUUUCAUGUUGGUUCUUUUGAUUGAUGAAACAUUUUGUUUCUGCUCUGAGACUCUGAGUAAUGCAGGUCCACGAAGUGUCUGCACACAGACCGGACUGCCGUCUCCUUUUCUACUGCAGCUGUACACAACCCUGUUUUAUACCGAACAUGAAUGUUUGUGUUUUCUAAACAGCUGGAAUAUUAAAGUUAGUAUUUAACAGCUGACUCGUGUUUUAAUCUUCAGUGUCCGUCUCUCAUCACCCACUGAACUCAUUUAGAAAACCCACACAAGGGUUACCAGGGUCU